Molecule: messenger RNA, 1840 nt
Organism: Harmonia axyridis
Lineage: Eukaryota; Metazoa; Arthropoda; Insecta; Coleoptera; Coccinellidae
Product: dynactin subunit 2-like
Exons: 6
Coding region: 124-1317 (397 amino acids)
Biological process (GO): mitotic spindle organization
Cellular component (GO): cytoplasm; centrosome; dynactin complex
Source: RefSeq, a predicted model, not a curated record
AUAAGAUAACUUGGACACUUGACUUUCAAGGUCUGAUUUGACAAGUAUCAUGACAACAUAACCUAUAUAAUUAAUUUUCUUGUCAAUUCGGUAUUUGUUAUUUUUUCAGGAUUACCUUAGAAAAUGGCAGACCCUAAAUACGUCGAUUUGCCAGGCAUUGCACUUGAUGAACCUGAUAUUUAUGAAACCAGCGAUCUGCCAGAAUCGGAUCAAAUAACUGAUUUUUAUAACGAAAAUGAGAAAGAAGUUGUUGAAAGAAUUCACAUCGAACCAGAUCAAGCAUUCAGCAAAUUCAAAGGGAAAUACUUGAAUCAAAGGAAUGCUGACUUUUCUGAUAGAAUCAGUAACAGAAAUAAAACUGGUUAUGAUGCUAGAACUGAAAAUUGGGAACUCGUUGUAGACGGUCAAAAUGAAUCUCCUAUACAAAAAUAUAAUCGUCUUUUUUGCGAACUUAACGAAUUGUUGGAAGAUGUAACGAAAAUUGAAACCAAUAAUAGUAUCAAAGGUGAUGAUGUAUUAAAUCCAGAACAAAUACAGGAUGCUUUGACAAAACUGAAAGCUUUGCGAUUAGAAGAGAAACUUGGUGGUGAUGUUUCAUCAACCAUUGAUGAUCCUCAAAAUUUUCUUGUAAAAAAAUUAGAAAACCAGCUGGAGCAGUUCAACAAAAUUGCCCAAGAUCAGCCUGAGAAUAAAGGUCUAACUGAUGAGUCUGGAAUUGUUUAUCAUAUAAAUUAUAAACCUGAAUUAGCUAAGUUGAAGCAAACAAGCAGAUUGGCCCAAUUAGAAGCACGAGUCCACUAUUUGGAAACAGUGCUUGGUGCAUCCGAUGACAAAUUAAAUCGAUUGGCUUCUGGUACUUCUAAAGAUAGUCUCUUGGAGACAGCCCAGCAUCUAGCAGCAGUAGCUACUCUACUAGAUUCUGCCCAAUUAGAUCACAUAGAAGGACGCUUAACAGCACUAUUGCAGAAACUCGAAUCAAUUCAAGAUAAGAAGAGAGAGUUGGAUGAAGAAGACGAAAGAAAUAAAAUGGUCAGGGAACUGUAUGAUAUGGUUAAAGAUAGUGAAAAUGUUAUUAAGUUACUACCAAUAACUAUUCAGAGACUAAAAUCAUUGAAAAAUCUUCAUAAUAAAGCUGCUGAUUUGAUGACAACAUUGAUCAAAGUUGAAGGUACUCAAGAAGAAGUCUCGAGCUCAGUUUUAAACAACAAGGAGUUACUUCAAGGUGUCCAAGAAAGCUUUGCCCACAAUUUGAAUGAAAUUAACCAAACGAUCAUAGGUUUAGAUAGCAGGAUCAAGACUUUGAAGUCAAAAAAAUAAUUAAUUUCUUAUAGUAAUUUAUCUAUUUAUAUAUUACUGAAAAUUAUUAUUAACAUAGGUGCAAAUGGGUUUUUUCUUUUUUCAAGAAUAUUUCCAUUGCUAUAAAUAAAUCCAUUGUAAUUGAUGAAUACUUUACUGAUUUUUAUGAUUUCAAAUGCACUGUAGGAAAUAUGGAAACGGUAGAGUUAAUUCAUCCUGUUUGGGUUAUUUAUUUGGUUAAUAGAAGAAGAGAUUAUCAUACAAUCAAGGCAUCUAUGCAAUGCAUCAUGAAUGAAAAUAUUGCAAUCAAUGCAAUAGUAAUUCUGACAAUAAGGACACUUGUGUAACUGAAAAUAACAAAAAGAUUAUCAGACAUUAUCAAACAUUUCUGUUAUUAUUGGAUAACACCAAAAAAUCAUUCUGAAUAUAUAGUAUAAUAACUUCAUAGGAUGAAAAUAUGUUAUCGUUUCAAAUAUUUAUUGAAAUUAAUAUUGUUUUUUAUGUAUGCUUAAAAGGAAAACUAAUAAAUGCUUGUUAAAAUGUU